UAUUGACCUAAGGAACUUCGAGCUCGUCUGUUAAAGAUGUUGAUUUUGUUGUUGCUAGGCAUUAAGAUUAGUUAAGUUUGGCAAGUCAAACCCUUCUUUUUCUUUUCAUAGAGACUUUUCUUUUUAUUUUUUUUGUUUUUGUUUUUAUAACCAAUUUCUAUAGAAAGAAAACGAGUAUGCGCAAAACGAGUUAAAAGUAGAAUGUAAAACAUUGAAAAUAGUCAUUUUUUUAAUUUUAAUUUUAAAGGAAAUUUAAUUUGGCAGAUCUUUGUUUAAAUUGAUAAAUCGGCCAAAUAUUUUUUCCGUCAAAAUUUCUUCCCUUAAGGUUUCUGUAAAAUAAGCGCAGGAUUUCUGACUCAGAUUAGCUGUGAUAAUAUGAUCAUAAUAUGAAUAUAAAAUUUAUUCUUUUGUUUGAAAUUUAUUAUUAAUAGGAAAAAAAUGAACAAAAGUACGUACAAGCCAAGCCAAAGAAGAUUUCGAUACGACGAUCCAUUUUUUGAAGAAGGCAACCUAGCAUGCAUGUGUCGCAAUACAACUGUCGACGAUGAUAUUGAUUUCAUUAUAGACUCGUUGGACAGCGUGCAAAUUGCAGAGUUCACUUGCCACGUGAAGGGGUGCUCUAAAACAUUCACAAAUCCCAUGCAAUUUAAUCGCCAUUUCGAUAUGCUUCAUAAGUUUCGUUGCGAGCAUUGUUAUCGAAACUUCCCGUCGAAUUACCUGCUCGGUUUGCACUUGCAAGAAAAUCACGAUUCAUUCUUCGAAGCACAAAAAGAAAAAGGUCUAGCAGUAUACGAAUGUAUAAUUGAGAGUUGCUCAGAAAAGUUUACCACGGAGGAAUUGAGAAAGAAACAUUUGGUGAAAACACACAAAUAUCCGGCUGACUUCCGUUUUAACGCUGUUAAACGAGUCCAUGCGAAAUAUAAAAUCACGUUAAAAAGUAAAAAUAAAGAAGAACAGGGUAAAAAGAACAAACAAAGUAAGAGUGUAAAAAAGAACAUGACAGAAAAAAAUAAUAUAACAGAAAACGAGACGAAAUUAACUGAUAAAGACACUUCAAAGUGUGCCAUUACCGAUAACCAGGAAGAAGGCAUGGAGGAAUCGAUAGAGAGAGUGACUGCUGAUGUUAGUAAUCAAAGAGCGACAGGUCCGUCCAAAAGACGUAUAAAAAAGAAAAAACAGAACUCAAAUAAUAGUAUGGACGUAGAGAUUAGCGAAGGCGCUUGUAGUAUUGCUGAAAACGACAAAGAAGAAUUAUCAGACGCAACAAUGACUUCAUCUCCUAAUAGAUUUCAGUAUAAAAAAACUGCACCCAAAUCUAUCAGUUUCGGAAGGGGUGUGCAACGAGGUCUCAUAAGGACAAAAUGCAAGUAAUUUUUUAGGGAAUUUUUUAUAUAUAUUAAUAAAUUUCUUUAUUUGGU
Messenger RNA from Hydractinia symbiolongicarpus, 1418 nucleotides. Its product is annotated as zinc finger protein 511-like. The transcript has a single exon. The record is from RefSeq and is a predicted model, not a curated record. NCBI's taxonomy places the organism in Eukaryota, Metazoa, Cnidaria, Hydrozoa, Anthoathecata, Hydractiniidae. Bases 439 to 1371 code for a protein of 310 amino acids.